AUGGAAAAAAAGUUGGAAAAAGCCAGAGUAAUCUAUCAAGAAUCCAUGAGAGAAAAGGAUGCACGCGAGGAAAAGGAACGAUCAAGAAUGAUUGCCACUAGGCCUCCUAGAAAUGAAGAGGAAUACGAGCCGAUUGAAAUUUCAAUCGACUAUGACGACGACGAUAUGAACGAACAGCUAGACAGUGAAGAUGAGGAAUUUAGGAAUGCUUGGGCUGAAGUUGAAAAUGAAUGUCUAGAAGAAGUGAUCGCUUCGACGAGCUCACUAAUGGCCGAGAUCGAGGAAGAACAGAAGAAACUUCAACAAAUUCAGAAUGAGACCGAUGCUCAGAUGAAUCUUUCAUCGUUAAGUCUCAACGGCGCAAAUGUCUAUCCACCAACUUUGUCGGCAAAAGAAAAGGCGGAAAUUGAUGGCCGUUCCGUCUACGUUGGAAAUGUUGAUUAUGGAUGCACAGGAGAAGAGCUCCAGAAGCAUUUUCAUGGAUCUGGCUCAGUUUCACGCGUGACGAUUCUCUGCGACAAGCAUACAGGACAUCCCAAGGGCUUUGCUUAUGUUGAAUUCACCGAUCCGGAAGGCAUGCGAAACGCAAUGGCUAUGGAUGAAUCGCUGCUUCGAGGUCGCCAGAUCAAGGUCUGCGAGAAGAGAACGAACAAGCCUGGAAUUUCAACGACAAAUCGCCCUCCACGUUUCAGGGGUGGCCCAAGAGGUCGAGGAGGAGCAGCGGGCGGCAUGUUUGUCAAGUAUGUGCCUGUUGGAUUUGGUCGCCCACGUGGUCGCGGUUUGCGAAGACGCCCACACUUCAGCAACUAUGCU
This is a messenger RNA of Mesorhabditis belari, 813 nucleotides long. Lineage: Eukaryota; Metazoa; Nematoda; Chromadorea; Rhabditida; Rhabditidae. The record is from the annotation of a GenBank genome assembly.